AUGGAGAAAAUAGAAGAGAGGAACGGCUCAAUCGAUCUUCUUGUAACACUAUCGACUUUGCUGCGGGGUAGCAUUUAUGAGAAAUUGAGAUGGACUUUCAAGUUGUACGACAUAAAUGGUGACGGCUGCAUUACCAAGGGUGAAUUGGGUGAAGUUGUAACGGCAGUCCACGAGCUCAUGGGCAGGCGACAUCAUGCCGAAGAAGAGAAAAAGGCAAAAGAACAGCUGGACAAGGUUUUCAGAAAACUCGAUCUCAACCAGGAUGGUGUGAUCACAAUCGAAGAGUUUAUCGAAAGUUGUUUGAGAGACGACGUGAUUACACGGUCACUGGCAAUGUUCGACAGCGCACUUUGAUCUUCGGCUAAGGAGGAGCUUCCAGUAGCGGGGAGCGCGACGUCAACAACUCCACAGACACCACACUCGACAACAACAUUCUCGCAAUCCUUAUCUCCGUCGCCGCCGCCACCGUCCUACUCCCUGCUGCCUCCAAUCCCUCCGCCUUUGCCCUCUCAACCGCCGCCCGGAUACACCGUCCAGGAUCAGGAACUUUAUUUGCUUUUGGCUGCUCAUUGGUGGAACCAACCAGAGGCACCGCUUUUUUGUUAGGGGUAAAUUUUUAAUACCAUAGCUUGAAUGUAAGAGAUUGUUUUUAAUAGUUUUUUAUUUUCCAAAAUCUU
Messenger RNA from Pseudomyrmex gracilis, 677 nucleotides. RefSeq names its product Kv channel-interacting protein 1. The record is from RefSeq and is a predicted model, not a curated record. NCBI's taxonomy places the organism in Eukaryota, Metazoa, Arthropoda, Insecta, Hymenoptera, Formicidae. The transcript has 3 exons. Bases 1 to 354 code for a protein of 117 amino acids. Gene Ontology annotation, molecular function: calcium ion binding.